GGCCUGCAGCUGAGCGCGCUGGCCCUGGCGCCGGCGGAGGUGCAGGUGCUGCGCGAGAGCGGCUCGGAGGCGGAGCGCGCGGCGGCACGGCGCCUGGAACCCGCGCGGCGCUGGGCCGGCUGCGCCCUGGGCGCGCUGCUGCUUCUGGCCAGCCUGGCGCAGGCGGCACUGGCGGUGCUGCUGUACGGGGCGGCCGGCCAGCGCGCCGUGCCGGCCGUGCUGGGCUGUGCGGGGCUAGUGUUCCUGGUGGGUGAGGUGCUCCCGGCCGCCGUGAGCGGACGCUGGGCGCUGGCGCUGGCGCCGCGCGCGCUGGGCCUCAGCCGCCUGGCGGUGCUGCUCACCUUGCCCGUGGCACUACCUGUCGGGCAGCUGCUGGAGUUGGCGGCGCGGCCGGGGCGUCUGCGGGAGCGCGUGCUGGAGCUGGCGCGCGGCGGCGGCGACCCCUACAGCGACCUCAGCAAGGGAGUGCUGCGCUACCGGACCGUGGAGGACGUGCUCACGCCGCUCGAAGACUGCUUUAUGCUGGACUCUGGCACUGUCCUAGACUUCAGCGUCCUCGCCAGCAUCAUGCAGAGCGGCCACACGCGCAUCCCAGUGUACGAGGAGGAGCGCUCCAACAUCGUGGACAUGCUGUACCUCAAAGACUUGGCCUUCGUGGACCCCGAGGACUGUACGCCGCUCAGCACCAUCACUCGCUUCUACAACCAUCCACUCCACUUCGUCUUCAACGACACCAAACUGGAUGCUGUCCUGGAGGAGUUCAAGCGAGGCAAGUCCCACCUGGCCAUUGUGCAGAAGGUGAACAAUGAGGGCGAGGGCGACCCCUUCUACGAGGUGCUGGGCCUAGUCACCCUGGAGGACGUCAUUGAGGAGAUCAUCAGGUCCGAGAUUCUGGAUGAGUCUGAAGACUACCCAGACACAAAGGUGAGGAAGAAGACUGUUGCCCUGGGCGCCCCUCUCAAGCGGAAGGAGGAAUUCUCCUUAUUCAAGGUGUCUGAUGAUGAAUAUAAAGUAAAAAUCUCGCCUCAGCUGCUCCUGGCCACCCAGCGCUUCCUUUCCCGAGAGGUGGAUGUCUUCAGCCCAUUGCGAGUCUCUGAGAAAGUCUUGCUGCACCUGCUGAAGCAUCCCAGUGUCAACCAGGAGGUGACGUUUGACGAGAACAACCGCUUGGCCGCACACCAUUAUCUGUACCAGCGCAGCCAGCCGGUAGACUACUUCAUCCUCAUCCUGCAGGGCAGGGUCGAGGUGGAAAUUGGGAAAGAGGGCCUGAAGUUUGAGAACGGGGCCUUCACAUACUAUGGAGUGUCUGCCCUGACAGCUCCAUCUUCAGCUCACCAGUCCCCAGUGUCUUCACGCCAGCUCAUCCGCCACGACCUGCAGCCUGAACUAGCCGACAGUACCCGCCCCUGCACAUACUGUCCUGACUACACUGUGAGGGCCCUCUCUGACCUGCAGCUUAUCAAGGUCACACGGCUGCAGUAUCUUAAUGCACUCCUGGCUACCAGAGCCCAAAGCUUGCCUCCAUCCCCAGAGAAUGCCGAGCUCCAGGCCAUCCCAGGCAGCCAGACCAGGCUCCUUGGUGACAAGUCCAGAGAGACAGCAGGGUCCACCAACAGCAGACCCAGCAUCCCAGUGGAGGAGAGCCCUGGGCGGAACCCAGGAGUAUAACUGCUUGCCAGACAGCCCCGAGCUGGGAAUGGACAAGCAUGUGGGGAGCUGGGAGAACCAAGCAGGAGCUUUAUGCCAGCCUGUCCCCUAUCCUGGCCACGUUUUAGAUGGCCCUUAUAAGCUGUGGGUCCUGGGCGUCCUCAGUGCCAGAGCCUCCAGCCCUCCUUGCUGUCCUUGAAGAGGUGGAUUGACAGAGCAGCCCUCCAGAAGCCUGUUUCCGAGGGGACAAAAGAAGCAGCAGCAUCUCUAGACCCCAGGGCCCAGCUUCCCCCGAUGCUGUAACAGCACUGUGUUUAUGUCUCCCUGAGCCCAGUGCCAUGUGGGUACAGCCACUGCCUUUACAUGGCCUUGGCCUGUGCUCAUUUUGCUUUUGAUUGGCCAACCCUCUGUUGCUGGCGCCACUUUCUGAGCAAACAAGAGUGGUGGGUUCUGAUGGGAAGUGUUCAAAUCCAUGGCCCUACCGAAUACUUUUUGGCUUCUUUUACAAUGCCAGAUUUUGAUUUACGUACCCCAGUUUUUCAUGUGCCAAAUCUAAGAGCACAGCUCCCCAAUAAGUCUGUGCCCUGGUUCUGCUCCCUCCUGUGGAGGAAGCUCCUCUGACUCACGUCAUGAGCAGGCUGGCCCAGGGUCAGCUUGCAUUUCUUUCCCGCUUGGGCACAGCACCACCAAUGAACGGUAUUAUGGGUUUCUGUUUGAGGUCAUGUGUGGAAGGCCAAAGAUUGGAGUUGACUGACCCAGGGCCAUGCCCACCUGUUGUUCCUGUCCUGUGCUUUUGCCUUGAGCAUCCAGGAAAGUGUGCAGCUGUAACGUAGAGCAGCAGUCAGUGAGGACCAGUUGUGAGCUUGCUACAUCCUUGUCGCUUGCUAAGAAGUCAAGGUUUUCACGUAUCUCUGAAAUACUCAAAUUCUGUGCGCUUUUCUGUUUCCAGUGAUGUUUUAGAGACACAGGGAUGGGAAGACACUGUCUUUCUCUUCUAAUUUACCUACACUUUCUUUCCACAGUUUCAGCUAUGGGGACCAUAGAUUGGCGUGGGGAGGGAGGAUUUCUGGAACCUUCCUUAAAAGAAUGUGGGCCCCUGUGAGACUUGGAGGCCAAGAGAACAGUGGAAUGCUUGCUGAAAAGAAACUGUAAUGGAAUAUGCUCUAAGAACAAACUUGGGUCGGAAACAAAUACUUUAAAAAUUACCUGUCUCCAAAACAGAAUUCUGAAUUUUGGCUGAACCUCAGAAUCAAAUUAGAACCUUGGCUACCUGUGCUCACCGUGAACCCCCAGAGCUGAGGUCUUGAAGUGGUUUUCACUUCCUCCUAGAAGAGUCCCCUGUUCCCUUUACCAGCUUCUCCUAAAGUUAACAUGUUAAAUAACCUUGUUACAUGUCUCAAAACUAAAAUGUUAACGUUGGAGUACUCUUUACUGUGGCCUUGAUUUAGAUUUUACUUUUUCUUUGAUUUUUGGUAAUUGGAUUCUGGGGUAAGAUGCCAGGAUGCACUUGGAGCCAUUGAUUCUUUUGACCUAAUGUUGUCUUCUAUAGUAAUUGCAGAUUCAUAGGAAGUGGCAAAGAUGCAGACAGAGCCCACGUACCCUUUAUCUGGCUUUUCCCCAUCUCACGAACUAUAGUGUGCAGGGCUGUGGAGCCCUGCUUCCCUGCCACCUCUAUAGACCUGAGUACCCGCUGUCCUGUCACUACCAGGAUUUCCCCUGGACUGUCCCUCAGAGCCACCUGCCCCGGCCCUAAGCCCGAGACCUAGACUAUUCCUCAACUCUGUCAUUUUGUCGUUUCAAAAAUGUCAUUUAAGGGGUCGUGCACUAUGUGGCCUUUGGGAUUGACUUCUUCAUUCAGCGUCGUGCUCUGGAAACUGUUCCAGGUCAGUGUGUCAGUGGCGUGUUCCUCCUCCUUGCCAAAUGGUGUCCCGUUGUGUAUUCAUUGUCCUGUCAGAGGACAUCUGGGUUGUUUCCAGUUUUUGGCCUUUUCAAAAUAAAGCUGCUAUGAACAUUCACAUACA
Molecule: messenger RNA, 3668 nt
Organism: Grammomys surdaster
Lineage: Eukaryota; Metazoa; Chordata; Mammalia; Rodentia; Muridae
Gene: Cnnm3
Product: cyclin and CBS domain divalent metal cation transport mediator 3
Exons: 8
Biological process (GO): magnesium ion homeostasis; transport
Cellular component (GO): plasma membrane
Molecular function (GO): transmembrane transporter activity
Source: RefSeq, a predicted model, not a curated record